Molecule: messenger RNA, 1023 nt
Organism: Chrysochloris asiatica (Cape golden mole)
Lineage: Eukaryota; Metazoa; Chordata; Mammalia; Afrosoricida; Chrysochloridae
Gene: RAX
Product: retina and anterior neural fold homeobox
Exons: 3
Coding region: 1-1023 (340 amino acids)
Biological process (GO): positive regulation of transcription by RNA polymerase II
Molecular function (GO): DNA-binding transcription factor activity, RNA polymerase II-specific; RNA polymerase II cis-regulatory region sequence-specific DNA binding
Source: RefSeq, a predicted model, not a curated record
AUGCACCUGCCCGGCUGUGCGCCUGCCAUGGCCGACGGCAGCUUUGCACUCGCUGGCCACCUGCUCCGUGGCACAGGCGCCAACCCCGCGCGCCUGCAUAGCAUCGAGGCUAUCCUGGGAUUCUCCAAGGACGACGGGCUCCUCGGCUCCUUCCCGACAGAGCACAGCGCCCGAGGCGCCAAGGAGCGGGAGCGGAGGCUGGGCGCACGGUCUGCCCACCCCCUGGCGCCUGGCGGCAGCGUCGAAACCUCCAGAGAAUCCGGCCCCGACUACGAUGCCCCUCGCCCCUACUGUUCCAAGGAGUCUGGAGAGACGCGGAGCCCUGGACUGCCGGUCGGGCCCGCGGCAGGCGACGCAAAGCUGGCGGAGGAGGAACCACCCAAAAAGAAACAUCGGCGGAACCGCACGACCUUCACCACGUACCAGUUGCACGAACUGGAGCGCGCUUUCGAGAAGUCCCACUACCCCGACGUGUACAGCCGCGAGGAGCUGGCUGGGAAAGUCAACCUCCCUGAGGUCCGGGUUCAGGUGUGGUUCCAGAAUCGACGUGCUAAGUGGCGGCGGCAAGAGAAGCUAGAAGUGUCGUCCAUGAAACUGCAGGACUCGCCGCUGCUCUCCUUCCGCCGUUCGCCUCCUUCAGCUACCCUGGCGCCCCUGGGCUCAGGCCCGGGCGGCGGUGGGGGGCCGGUAGGGGGCGCCCUGCCGCUGGAGUCGUGGCUUGGGUCGCCGCUGCCGGCAGGGGGCGCUACAUCGCUGCAGAGCCUGCCGGGCUUUGGGCCGCCGGCGUCCAGCCUGCCGGCCAGCUACACACCCCCACCGCCGCCCUUCCUGAACUCGCCGCCGUUGGGCUCCGGCCUGCCUCCGCUCGGGCCUCCGCUGCCGCCCACCUACCCAUGCGCUCCCGACUUCGGGGACAAGUGCCCGCUGGAUGAGGCGGACCCGCGCAACAGCAGUAUCGCGGCGCUGCGCCUGAAGGCCAAGGAACAUAUCCAGGCCAUCGCGAAGCCUUGGCAACUCGUCUAA